This is a messenger RNA of Ambispora leptoticha, 2025 nucleotides long. Lineage: Eukaryota; Fungi; Glomeromycota; Glomeromycetes; Archaeosporales; Ambisporaceae. The record is from the annotation of a GenBank genome assembly.
AUGGCUGCCACCACACUCGUAAAAGUAUCGACAGUUGUAGAUUCAUUGAUAAACAAUAGCAAUAAGACCAACCACCACCAACUUGAAGAACAACAAAUAAUGGAAGAGGAUGAACAACUACAGCAGCCAACGAUUGUUUCAUCUUUUAAUAACUCACCUCGGAAACGUAAGAGGGUAAAUAAUAACAACAAUACGAGUUCAGCAAGCAAUGGUAAUGCUGGUGCUAAUGGAGCCGAAGACCUUACAGAGAGUUUUGACUUUAUGGAGACUGACACGAUGGACGUCUACACUUUCACCGAAAACAACAGCAACAAUGUGUCAUCGGAAACAUCGAAUAAUAAAAAAACAGGUAGAAAAACCCCGAAUAGACGUGGAUCUACCAAAAAUAAGCAAAAUGGGAGGAAAGAAAAGAAUAAUAGCACUAAUAGUAAAAAGUUAAAAAUGAAACGAGAUAAGGUGGAUGAAGAUGAGGAUGCAAUUUCGAUCGAUUCUUUCGGUGGAUUGUCUGAUUAUUUUCAACAUGAAGAGGAUCACAGGGAAGAUGUUAAAGCUUCUUCGUCGUCGUCUGCAUUACUAAAUGGGACUGGCGGUCAAGAACCUAAAGGCAAAGAAAAAGAGGGAAAUGAAGAAAAGAUAGAAGUCGAUUUACCAUUUGGUGGAAAAUUGACCGAAGAAGAAGCUGAUUUAACUAAAACGACGCCUGAUCAAAAUGACAAAAUUAAAUUUGAAAGAGCUAAAACUCAAGCAGAAGCGAAAAAUCCAAAAUCUGAAUCUCAAGCUACAGAAGAGAAAACACAGCAUGAUUUUAUCGAGACAACUCCCAAAAUACAAAAAAUUCGGUUCGGUGAUUGGGAAAUUGACACAUGGUUCGUCGCGCCGUAUCCUGAAGAGUAUAGUCUACAUGAAGUGUUGUAUAUUUGCGAGUUUUGUCUCAAAUACAUGAAGAGCCAAUUUGUUGCAACUAGGCAUAAGCAAAAAUGUCCUAUGCGACAUCCGCCAGGAGAUGAAAUUUACCGAGACGAUCAGAUUUCGAUAUUUGAAGUUGAUGGAAGGAAGAAUAAGAUUUAUUGUCAGAACUUGUGUCUGCUGGCUAAAAUGUUUUUAGACCAUAAAACACUAUAUUAUGAUGUCGAGCCAUUCCUCUUCUACGUAAUGACAGAAUGCACAGAUAGUGGAUGUCACUUUGUCGGAUACUUUUCCAAAGAAAAACGGUCCCCAUUAAAUUAUAAUGUAUCUUGCAUUCUAACGUUGCCAAUACAUCAAAGAAAAGGAUAUGGCAACUUGUUAAUUGAUUUUAGUUAUUUACUAACGAAAAAAGAAAAUAAGACCGGAUCACCCGAAAAACCAUUAUCUGAUCUUGGACUUCUUAGUUAUCGUAACUAUUGGCGUAAUAUCAUAUUUGAAGAAUUAAGGAAUGUCAAAGAUCCUAUUAGUAUUGAAGAAUUAAGUCGAAGGACAAGUAUGACACCCGAUGAUGUGAUUUCCACAAUGCAAACAAACGACAUACUUGUCAAAGAUCCAGAGACACAUUCAUACAAAUUAGUAAUCGACAAGCAACGUAUCGAAGCCCAUUUCAAGAAAGUUGAUUCAAAAGGCUACCCAAAAAUAAAACCUGAAAAUCUAAAAUGGACACCUUUUAUUGUGACAAGAGGACUCGGCCUACGAUUAGUAGACGACGAAGAAAAACAGGAUAGUAGUGAGGAAAAGGUCAAGGAGAAAGAAGACGAUGAGAAAAUUAAACGAGAGAAAAUUGAAGGUGAUUCAUCUGCUAUAGCUGGAGAUGGAAGCCAGGCAGUCAUUGGAAUUAUAGACAAGAAUAAAAAAAGGAAAAAACGAGCCUUUAACCCGAGUCUUGGCACAAGAAGAAUGACAAGGACAAGAGCUAGGCUAGAGAGCGAGAACGCGAACGCGGAAAAACAAGUGACCUCAAACACGGUGACGACUACUACUCAUGAAGCGAUAAAUGGGGUUACAGAAGAGGAAGAAAGGAAUAAUGUUGAUCAAGGUGGGAACGAGACCAAUUGA